Messenger RNA from Grus americana (Whooping crane), 1137 nucleotides. RefSeq names its product ornithine transcarbamylase (gene OTC). Gene Ontology annotation, biological process: L-citrulline biosynthetic process. The coding region runs from base 1 to 1137 and encodes 378 amino acids. Gene Ontology annotation, cellular component: mitochondrion. Gene Ontology annotation, molecular function: ornithine carbamoyltransferase activity; amino acid binding. The record is from RefSeq and is a predicted model, not a curated record. The transcript is spliced from 11 exons. NCBI's taxonomy places the organism in Eukaryota, Metazoa, Chordata, Aves, Gruiformes, Gruidae.
AUGCUGUUGAACGUGAGGAACUUCUUCGGUAUUGCAAAACUAACAGGGAGCAGCAAGCUGCUGCUGCGACAGUUUUGGUUCACUGCUGGCAAUCUGUGGGAACUUUCUCUGGUUAGCAGAGAUGAUAGAAAAGCAAGUUUGGAAGACAGGUAUGGGCCACCAGUUCAAAUGAAUGUUCAUCUGAAAGGUCGUGAUCUCCUUACUCUACAGAACUACACAGCGGAUGAACUGAAGUAUUUGCUAUGGAUGGCCUCAGAUUUGAAACAAAGGAUAAAGCACAAAGGAGAGUAUUUGCCUUUGAUGCAAGGCAAAUCUUUGGCCAUGAUUUUUGAGAAGAGAAGCACAAGGACAAGAUUAUCUGCAGAAACAGGAUUUGCUCUUCUUGGAGGACAUCCUUCCUUCCUUACAAUACAAGACAUACAUCUGGGCACUAAUGAGAGUCUCACAGAUACAGCAAGGGUGCUGUCCAGCAUGACAAAUGCAAUCUUGGCUCGAGUUUAUAAGCAUAACGAUCUGGACCUAAUGACGAAAGAAGCCACGAUCCCAAUAAUCAAUGGGUUGUCUGAUUUAUACCAUCCUCUCCAGAUUUUAGCUGAUUACCUAACUCUUCAGGAGCACUAUGGCGGGCUGAACGGGCUCACUAUCACCUGGAUUGGGGAUGGAAACAAUGUCCUCCACUCCAUCAUGAUGAGUGCUGCAAAGCUGGGAAUGCACCUGCGUGUUGCGACUCCCAAGGGCUUUGAACCAGACCUCAGAAUAACUAAAAUAACUGAACAGUACUCCAAAGAGUAUGGUACCAAGUUACUUCUCACAACAGAUCCUUUGGAAGCUGCAGACGGUGCCAAUGUCUUAGUUACAGAUACAUGGAUAAGUAUGGGACAAGAAGAGGAAAAGAAAGAAAGACUAAAGGCAUUUCAAGGUUAUCAGAUUACAAUGCAGACUGCAAAAUCUGCUGCUUCCAACUGGACUUUUUUACAUUGUUUACCCAGAAAACCUGAAGAAGUUGAUGAUGAAGUAUUUUAUUCUCCACAGUCACUGGUUUUCCAGGAGGCUGAAAACAGAAAAUGGACAAUUAUGGCUGUCAUGGUUUCCCUGCUGACAGAUUACUCACCACAGCUACAAAAGCCUACAUUUUGA